Molecule: messenger RNA, 2493 nt
Organism: Periophthalmus magnuspinnatus
Lineage: Eukaryota; Metazoa; Chordata; Actinopteri; Gobiiformes; Gobiidae
Product: extracellular calcium-sensing receptor-like
Exons: 6
Coding region: 55-2493 (812 amino acids)
Biological process (GO): G protein-coupled receptor signaling pathway
Cellular component (GO): membrane
Molecular function (GO): G protein-coupled receptor activity
Source: RefSeq, a predicted model, not a curated record
UGUAAGUUACUGGGGCCGGGUAAUUUGCCAAGUCUUUUUCAAGAGGGAGAAAUAAUGAUUGGAGGUAUUUUUCCUGUUUACAACAAAGAGAUCUUCAAUGCGUCAAGGUUUCCUAGUGAGCCUGCUGCAGCCACGUGUACUGGAUUUAACCUGCGAGUUUUCCGGUGGACACAAGUGAUGAUAUUUGCCAUUGAAGAAGUGAACAGGAGUCUUCUUCUUUUGCCAAAUGUGACCGUGGGUUACAUGAUUUUAAACUCGUGUUCAUCUCCCAGCACUGCAUUGAAAGCAGCUCUGGCUAUGGCUGGUGGUGUAGGGAGGACUCAACCACCGGCCUGUACUCCAGCUGUGUCUGCUCUCAUCGCAGAAUCUGGCUCGUCUCAGUCUAUAGCUGUGGCCGGGACUCUGGGGCCGUUUCAAGUGCCUGUUGUGAGUUAUUUCUCCACCUGUGCCUGCCUCAGCGACAGAGCCAAAUUCCCAUCAUUUUUUCGUACAAUUCCCAGUGAUUAUUUCCAGGCCAAAGCUUUAGCUGCUCUGGUAAAACAUUUUAACUGGCACUGGAUUGGAGCUGUGCAGUCGGACGAUGACUAUGGGAGAAACGGUGUGUCAGCAUUCAUCCAAGAGGCUAAAAAACUUGGUGUCUGUGUGGCCUUUGUUGGCACUGUUCUUAGGACGUACUCCAUGGACAAAAUCCUCAAAGUUGUAGAUAUGAUUAAAAUGUCAAGCGUCAAAGUUGUACUCGGUUUUGCUCCAGAAGGGGAUAUGUACCCCUUGAUGCUUGAAAUAGUAAAACAAAACAUUACAGGGAUUCAGUGGCUUGCUAGUGAAGCUUGGAUCACAGCAGCUGUGCCCUCAACACCAGAAAUGUACCCAUCAUUUGGAGGAGCAUUGGGAUUUGUUAUGCACAAAAGAGCAAUUCCAAAACUAAAGUCAUUCCUCACAGAUAUCAACCCCUAUGCCAGUCCCGAAGCAGCAUUUGUGAAGGAAUUCUGGGAAGAUGUGAUAGGAUGUACUCCAAAUAUAAAUGGAGUAACUGAGGAAUAUGAACCAACAAAGAAACUCUGUACAGGGAAGGAGACACUGAAAGAUUCUGACCAUGUGUUUUUUGAUGUCACACAAUUGCGGGCGUCCUAUAAUGUGUAUAAUGCUGUAUAUGCAGUCGCCCACGCUCUGCAUCAGCUUCUCUUCUGUCAAGCUGCACUCAACCAAACCUUUAAACAGUGUAAGAAGGUGUCAGAAAUCAGCCCUAAACUGGUGACAGAGAAUUUGAAAAAGGUGAAUUUUCAGAACAUGUUUGGAGACGACAUAUUUUUUGAUGCAAAUGGAAACCCCCCUCCGUCUUAUGACCUCAUAAACUGGCAGAUGUCUGAGGGCAAAGUUCAACAUGUCACAGUCGGUCACUUCCUCUCAGCAAAGGGAGACUAUAAGCUCAGAGUUAACGAAAAAGACAUUAUCUGGAAGACAGAACAAACGGUACCCAAAUCUGUAUGUUCAACUCUUUGUCCAGUGGGAACCAGGAAGGCUCAAAUUAAAGGAAAACCAGUGUGCUGCUUUGACUGCAUCCCUUGUGCUGAAGGAACUAUAGCCAAUAAAACAGGGGAGGUCGAAUGCACUCCAUGUCCUGAAGAAUAUUGGUCCAACAGUUUAAAAAAUGCAUGUAUUCCUAAAACCAUGGAGUACUUGUCCUACCAGGAACCAAUGGGAAUUGCCCUCACGUUUGUCUCUCUAAUGGGGACUGCUCUGUCAAUGGCCACUAUGUUGAUCUUCAUUCUAUACAGAGACACCCCAGUUAUCAAGGCCAGCAACACCGAGCUCAGCUGUUUCUUGCUCUUCUCUCUGUUCUUGUGUUUCCUGUGUCCACUCACAUUUAUUGGGAAGCCUACCAUGUGGACGUGUAUGCUGCGUCAUACUGCUUUUGGAGUGACUUUUGCAUUUUGCAUGUCUUGUGUUCUAGGCAGAACUAUUGUGGUGGUUGCAGCAUUUAAAGCAAUAUUUCCUGGAAACUCUACAGCAGUGAAGUUUGGUCAUGCGCAGCAAAGAAUUAUAGUUGGUUCUUGUACCUUAGUUCAAAUUCUGUUAUGUGCUGCCUGGCUUAACAUAAGCCCACCAUUUCCAGAUAGAGUGUUCAAAUAUAGCAAUACAAAGAUAGUUUUAGAAUGUAAUACAGGUUCCCAGCCUGCAUUCUGUGCUGUUCUGGGGUAUAUUGGGCUAUUGGCAAUAACAUGUUUAGUGUUAGCAUUUUUAGCCCGUAAGCUGCCUGAUAAUUUCAAUGAGGCCAAGUUCAUCACCUUCAGCAUGUUGAUCUUCUGUGCAGUCUGGAUCGCUUUUAUCCCAGCUUAUGUCAGCUCUCCAGGAAAAUUCACUGUUGCCGUGGAGAUUUUUGCUAUUUUGUCAUCAGCAUUUGGUUUAUUGAUAAGUAUAUUUGCCCCAAAAUGUUAUAUUAUACUGAUCAAACCAGAGAAAAAUACAAAGAAAUAUAUGAUGAGAAAAAUAUGA